This is a messenger RNA of Arachis stenosperma, 1346 nucleotides long. Its product is annotated as 11S globulin seed storage protein 1-like. Lineage: Eukaryota; Viridiplantae; Streptophyta; Magnoliopsida; Fabales; Fabaceae. The transcript has 4 exons. Gene Ontology annotation, molecular function: nutrient reservoir activity. The record is from RefSeq and is a predicted model, not a curated record. The coding region runs from base 121 to 1194 and encodes 357 amino acids.
UAUAAAUGUCAAUGAUGUCUGUUGAGUUUGUGGCUUCUUAAUUAGAAGAAAGGAUUUGGGACAACCUAGGCUUAUACACUUCUUCCUUCCAUAUUACAUUGCACAAGUACAGAAAAAGAAAUGGAGUUGGAAUUGACACCAAAGAGAGCAGAAAUAGUGUUUGAAGGAGAUGGAGGAGGGUACUACGCUUGGUCAAGUCCUAUGUUGUCUAAGUUCAAUUUGGGGGGUGGUCGCCUUCACCUUAAGCCUGGGGGCUUCGCUCUUCCUCAUUAUGGAGAUGUUUCCAAAGUUGGUUAUGUCAUUCAAGGGAACAAUGGUGUAGCAGGAAUAGUACUCCCCAACACUAGAAAAGAAGUGGUUGUAAAGCUUAAGCAAGGUGACAUAAUACCAGUGCCUAUAGGAUCUGUCUCAUGGUGGUUCAACAAUGGAGAUUCAGAUGUUAUCAUUGCUUAUCUUGGUGAAACCUCAAAGGCUAUUUUACCUGGUCAAAUCAACUACUUCUUCCUAUCUGGCUUUGGAGGAAUUUUAGGAGGCUUCUCUUCUGAUCUCACAAGCAAAUCCUAUAAUCUCAACAAAGACGAGACAAAAAUACUCACAACAAGCCAAACUGGUGCUGUCAUAAUUAAAUUAGAAAAAGAAAAGGCUCAUGACAUGCCUCAUCCCCAUGUAGACCUCACCAAAAAGCUGGUCCACAAUAUAGAUGCCUCAAAACCUGAUUAUAGUGUCAAUAAAGGUGGCUCAGUCAUAACAGUAACAAGCAAAGGGUUCCCUUUUAUUGGGGAAGUUGGGUUGAGUGUGAUUAUAGUGAAAUUGGAACCUAAUGCUAUUAAGACUCCAUCACACUCAAUUAGCCCUGUGGCUCAGUUAAUUUACAUUGCUAGAGGAGGUGGCAAAAUUGAAAUUGUGGGUUUGAAUGGACAAAGUGUGUUGGAUACUCAGGUUGAGGCUGGUCAAUUACUUCUUGUGCCACAGUUCUUUGUGGCAGCUCAAAUUGCUGGUGAUCAAGGAAUGGAGACUUACUCUAUUGUAACCACUGAAAAUCCCUUGUUUGAAGAGUUGGCUGGAAAGGCAUCGGUGUGGGGAGCUAUGUCCCCUAUAAUUCAAGAAGUGGCUCUUAAUGUUGACUCUGAAUUUCAGAAGCUUUUCAUAUCGAAGAUUGAGGAGACAACAAAUCUUAUCCCCUCUCAUAUUUAAUUCGUAUUGUAUGUAUGAGUAUGACCUACGUGUUAUUUUAUUUUAUUUUUUAUAAUAUCUUUGAUUUGGUAUGAACCCCGUGAUGGAAGCAAAGAUUGCGUGCAAUUUAAUUAAUAAUAUGGGUUAUUGUACCAGUGUUUUAAUUGCCAAAA